Messenger RNA from Microdochium trichocladiopsis, 768 nucleotides. RefSeq lists its product as uncharacterized. The coding region runs from base 1 to 768 and encodes 255 amino acids. The transcript is spliced from 6 exons. The record is from RefSeq and is a predicted model, not a curated record. NCBI's taxonomy places the organism in Eukaryota, Fungi, Ascomycota, Sordariomycetes, Xylariales, Microdochiaceae.
AUGAAGACCCUGAGGCUUCUUCUUGGACACUUCUCUCACACUCCUUUGUCUUUCGUCAUCGUCGUCAUGUUGAUGCUUCCUCUUACAUCAGAAGCGGUUGGGUGCACCGUUGUAGGUCCUGUCAUAUGGGUGUUUGGCGUCGCGCUGGCCAUCAUCCGUUUGACAGGACGAGGGAACAGUGGCCAACCAUGUUGGGACAUUUGGCUCACCGUUGCUGCGAUAGGAUCACUAUCGCUCUUAGCACAAUCCAUCAGCCAGCUCUGUCUCUACUUCCGAAUUUUCCGAGCCGAGAAGCAAUUUUGCCAGGUCAUCAACAUAGCCAUAGGUCUCGUUGUCCUGUGGGGAACCGUUUUCCUGCUCAAUUUCGUCUUCUUGUGCGACCUCGCUUUGGAAGAUCAGAUGUCGACAUCCAAGAAGAUAUCUGUGAUCGUCAUCUUUGCGUUGGGGGUCGGCUUCGUGUUCCUAUUCCGGAUCGACUGGAGCGCCAAUUUCACAGGGUCCUCGAAAGUUACCUUCAUUCUCAUCACCGUCGAACUCGCGUACAUCAGCUUACGUAUCAAUCUUCCUGAGGUUUUCCAGGCCUGUAUAAGACGUGCUGCUCCGACUGCCAGGGGCGGAUUCUCAUCAGACGACAACGCGCUAGUCUCUGUGCCAAGGAAGCCUAGGAAAGGCAGAGCAGACGAUGAAUACAGAUACUGGUCUUUCCACGAAGGUGGACACGGGGUACUCUGGCAGACAUCCCUGUACCAAGAGACAGGUUAUAUUUGA